Salvia splendens (bonfire salvia) is the source of this 2371-nucleotide messenger RNA. Its product is annotated as ATP-dependent zinc metalloprotease FTSH 2, chloroplastic. The coding region runs from base 166 to 2226 and encodes 686 amino acids. Gene Ontology annotation, cellular component: chloroplast thylakoid membrane. Gene Ontology annotation, molecular function: ATP-dependent peptidase activity; metalloendopeptidase activity; ATP hydrolysis activity. Lineage: Eukaryota; Viridiplantae; Streptophyta; Magnoliopsida; Lamiales; Lamiaceae. The transcript has 5 exons. The record is from RefSeq and is a predicted model, not a curated record. Gene Ontology annotation, biological process: proteolysis.
UUGAUUUUACAACAUAAAUAAAAUUCACAUCGACCAAUCAUUAUCAAGCAAAAAGCCACGUGUUCCAAUUGCAAAUCCCAUCCAAUUCCUUCCUCCACCUUCAACGUAAAACCAGUCACUUUCUCUUUCCACAAUCACCUUCUCUGAAGUUUGAGAGGAGCAAAUAUGGCUGCCAUAUCGGCAUGUAUACUGGGAAAAGGAUUGUAUGCUGGUAAUAUCAGAAAAGGUUUUAGCAAAGAAAUAUAUGGCAAGCAGUUUAUACGCAUUCCACUAUACAGUAGUACAUCUAGAGUAGUUAAUGUUAGAGCAUCAUUGAGUCAAAGGACCAGUGAAGGAAGACGCAGCUUCCUGAAAUUGGUGCUUGGUAAUGCUGGCCUUGCCUUACCUGGCAAUGGAAAAGCUAUUGCUGAUGAUGAAGGUGUCUCGAGUUCAAGGAUGUCGUACUCUAAAUUUUUGGAGAAUCUAGAUAAGGAUAGAGUAGCUAAGGUCGAUUUGUUUGAAAAUGGAACUAUUGCCAUUGUCGAUGCUAUAUCCCCUGAGUUGGGUAACCGUGUCCAAAGAGUGCGGGUGCAGCUCCCGGGCCUCAGCCAGGAGCUUCUCCAGAAGUUUAGGGAGAAGAACGUUGACUUUGCUGCCCACAAUGCACAAGAGGAUUCCGGUUCUCUAUGGGCUAACUUGAUCGGAAACUUGGCCUUCCCUUUACUCUUGAUUGGAGCUCUUUUCUUUCUCUCGAGACGGUCCCCUGGAGGAAUGGGUGGGCCUGGAGGUCCCGGGCUCCCUUUACAAUUUGGUCAGUCAAAGGCUAAGUUCCAAAUGGAACCAAACACUGGUGUCACUUUUGAUGAUGUUGCUGGGGUUGAUGAAGCAAAGCAAGAUUUUAUGGAGGUGGUGGAGUUCCUGAAAAAGCCCGAGAGAUUCACAGCUGUGGGUGCUCGUAUUCCAAAGGGGGUUCUUCUCAUUGGCCCUCCCGGUACUGGGAAAACCUUGCUAGCCAAAGCAAUUGCUGGUGAAGCCGGUGUUCCCUUUUUCUCUAUUUCGGGUUCUGAGUUUGUUGAGAUGUUUGUUGGAGUUGGUGCCUCACGAGUCCGUGAUCUUUUCAAGAAGGCCAAGGAGAAUGCUCCAUGUAUUGUGUUUGUUGAUGAAAUUGAUGCAGUGGGGCGUCAAAGAGGAACUGGAAUUGGUGGAGGAAACGAUGAAAGGGAGCAGACUCUCAACCAGCUGCUGACAGAAAUGGAUGGUUUUGAAGGAAACACAGGUAUCAUUGUGGUUGCAGCAACCAAUCGUGCAGAUAUUCUCGACUCUGCCUUGUUGAGGCCUGGAAGGUUUGAUAGACAGGUAAGUGUUGAUGUCCCAGAUGUUCGGGGACGAACAGAGAUCUUAAAGGUUCACGCAGGCAAUAAAAAGUUUGAUACUGAUGUAUCACUUGAAGUGGUAGCCAUGAGGACACCUGGUUUCAGCGGAGCGGAUCUGGCUAAUCUCUUGAACGAGGCCGCUAUUCUGGCUGGCCGCCGUGGCAGGACUUCCAUCUCGUCUAAAGAGAUCGAUGACUCAAUUGAUAGGAUAGUCGCUGGAAUGGAGGGGACAGUCAUGACAGAUAGCAAGAGUAAGAGUCUUGUGGCGUACCACGAAGUAGGCCAUGCCAUCUGUGGAACUCUGACCCCGGGGCAUGAUGCCGUUCAGAAAGUCACCUUGGUUCCACGCGGUCAGGCACGUGGUUUGACUUGGUUCAUCCCUUCGGAUGAUCCAACCUUGAUAUCAAAACAACAGCUCUUUGCCAGAAUUGUAGGGGGGCUGGGCGGUCGAGCUGCUGAGGAAGUUAUAUUUGGUGAGCCUGAGGUCACUACCGGUGCAGCUGGCGAUCUGCAGCAGAUCACUGGUUUGGCCAAGCAGAUGGUUGUGACUUUUGGCAUGUCUGACAUCGGGCCGUGGUCGCUCAUGGACUCAUCGGCUCAAAGCGAUGUGAUAAUGAGAAUGAUGGCGAGGAAUUCGAUGUCAGAGAAGCUGGCGGAAGACAUUGAUGCAGCAGUGAAGAGGCUCUCGGACGAGGCAUAUGAGAUUGCGUUGAGGCAGAUCAGGAACAACCGCGAAGCCAUAGACAAGAUCGUGGAAGUUGUUAUCGAGAAGGAGACAAUAACCGGGGAUGAGUUCAGGGCUAUCCUCUCAGAGUUUGUCGAAAUUCCAGUCGAAAACAGAGUUGCUCCCACUCCGGCUACGCUAACUGUAUAAAUUAGUACUACUAGUCCGACUUCAACUUGUACAAUGCUUUUUUCGGCUUUUUUGUAAAGAUCAGUACACACUGAAAAAUGCUGUUACAAUUGACAUAACCUACGUGCUUCAAAUUAGGCACAAAUAUGUAGAUUUUGUGUCUUAA